Messenger RNA from Vitis riparia (riverbank grape), 7229 nucleotides. Its product is annotated as DNA polymerase zeta catalytic subunit. Gene Ontology annotation, molecular function: nucleotide binding; DNA-directed DNA polymerase activity; DNA binding. Lineage: Eukaryota; Viridiplantae; Streptophyta; Magnoliopsida; Vitales; Vitaceae. Gene Ontology annotation, cellular component: nucleus; zeta DNA polymerase complex. The record is from RefSeq and is a predicted model, not a curated record. The transcript is spliced from 23 exons. The coding region runs from base 907 to 6963 and encodes 2018 amino acids. Gene Ontology annotation, biological process: error-prone translesion synthesis; double-strand break repair via homologous recombination.
UGCGAAGAUUUUCAGUGUUCGAAUCGUUUCGAUGGAUUACUAUAUGGCGCCUCCGAUUCCAGACCUCGACAUUUGUUACAGUAGCUUUCAAGGUAAUGAGAGCAACCUCCAAACGACGUCGUUUGAAUUGCUUUGGUUUUUGCAGAGUUGGAGUUGGAGUCUACUUGGUUGGUGAGGAAAAGGAAAUGGAGGGUUGAAUUUGAGAAAUCAAGGGCUGAGGGUCAAUCAAAUUUGAGUGAUAGAGCAGUUUGGCAUUGAUGUUUGAAGUUUUAAUUUCUCGUGUUUUGCUUAGUUAUGUUGGAAAUCGAAGCGAGGGUUAGGGUUUUUGUUGAAUAUUUAUCUAUUCGAAUUGUGUUUUUUGGUAGUGGAGUUCGACGAGUUCUUUGUUUGGGUCUGUUUCGUUGAUGGAAAAAAGGAGGGAAAAUAACAGGAGAAUGAGGAUUUGUAUUUGAGUGAGCAGGAGCUCAAAUAAUUAUAAUAAAAAAAAUUGAGUGUUACAAGAGUUUGGCAUCGGUAUUUAUAGUGUUGUUUUCUUUCAUUUUGCUUAGGCCUUCUCGGCAACCAAACGGAGGGUUUGGGUUUUAUUUUGAUCCCCAUGUCUCUGGAUUGUACUUUUGGUAGUAGAGUCUAAUGAGUUCUUCGUUGUUUGGUUGCCGAGAAAAAGGAGUUAAAAGAAAAAAUAUGGAAGUUUUGAGUUUGAGAGAUCAAAGGCCUGAACUAAUCAACUUUGAUUAAUAGAACAGUUUGGGAUUGAAGUAAGAGUCAGAAUGUUGGGUUUUGAGAAAUCACAGGCCUCAACGCGUUAAAUUGCAGCAGUAGAACAUUUUAGUCUACAUAAGUGCGAGAACCUUGGUUCUUUUAUUUUGUCUCAGCUGUCUGCAAAACUGCAACCAAACACCUGGUGGUAUGGUGAAGGAAGUUCCUGUAAUAAGGAUUUAUGGCUCUACUCCUGUGGGCCAGAAGACUUGCUUGCAUGUUCAUCGAGCUUUGCCCUAUUUGUAUGUGCCAUGCACGGAUCUAAUGCCUCAGUCACCCCAAGAAGCUGAUACAUACACACAUGCUGUAUCUCUUGGUGUUGAGAAAGCCUUGAAGCUUAAAGGUAAUGCUGGUUCAAAACGACAACAUGUGCAUGGCUGCAGCCUUGUUCGGGCAAAAAACUUUUAUGGUUACCAUUCGUCAGAGGAGCUAUUUGUGAAAAUAUAUCUCUACCAUCCGCAUGAUGUCUCUCGUGCUGCUAAUCUUCUUCUGGGAGGUUCAGUUCUUGAUAAAAGUUUACAGCCCCAUGAAUCACAUAUUCCCUUUCUUCUCCAAUUUCUGAUUGACUACAACUUGUAUGGGAUGGGUCAUCUACAUCUAUCGAAGAUGAAAUUUCGUCAUCCAGUACCUGAUGUUUUCUCCUCAAGGAAAGUUAAUUAUAAUGGCCAACAAAAACCGGAGCCAGAUGACUUUGCUUGCAUAUCUGCUCAUUUGCAGGCAGAUUCAAGUGGUGACACAUGUUUAAGUUCACCAGUUUGGAUAUCUUCCACAAUUCCAGGUGGUUGGAUGUGGCAAUUUUCUAGUCAACUAGAUGCUUCACCAGGUCAGGGCAUUUGCAGCCCUAAGCGUCAAAGUACCUGUGAGCUUGAGGGAGAUGCUAUUGUAGAAGAGAUUCUUAAUCAGCAGUUUAAAUUGUACUCAUCCCUUUCACAAACCCAUUCAGAUGUGAAAAUGGUCCGGUCACUGAUACCAAUUUGGGAGGAGGAGUUUGAAAGGACUGGAAUGCAUGAGGUGGCAAUGCCUCCUGAUCCUGGCAAACCACUGCCAGAAGAUGUUUUGAGAAGUCUCUCACAUGGGCUUGAAUUUGAGAACAAACUUGGAGAGUUGUGUAAUCAAGCAGGUGACUCUUUGGCUUUUACUCCAUUGGAGAAAGAUGAGAGGUUUAUGCAGUCAAUAACAUCUUCAGCUGAUGAGAGAAAUUUAGUUGGAGAUGUACUUGUUAGCCCUAAUGACAAUGAUGGAGAGCCUUCAAAGUGUUUCAAAGAUCAAAAUAAGAACAUUUCUCCAGUAUCACAAGGUUCAUUGUGUGAAGAAGAUGAUGAUGCAAUACCCAGUGAAGGCAGGGGUAUGUGUCUACAACAAUUGUCGGUUGACGAAAGGCAAAGAUCUGAAAAUAUUGGACCAUCAGGUCUGAAGGUUGCAGAUAAUGAAGCCCUGGGGCUACUAAGCUGGCUUGCCUCUUCUCAGGCUGCAGAAGAUAUAAACUCUGACGAUGAACUUGUUUGUCAGACCAUUCUGAGUCCAUUGUUGCCCACAGUAACUAUUGAUAAGGUGUUGGAGAAAGCCAAUAUGGAUUAUGAGAAUGAAUCCCAACAAGAGUGUCAGGACAUUCUUGAUUCAGUUGAGGAUUUAGCUGACUUUAAGGGUCUAAAGGAGAGAGCCUCUUGUUCCACAGAUCAUAGCCAUUCACCUCAAACUUCAUUAGAGAAAAUGAUCCCCCAAGUGGAUGGUUCUGGUGAUGAUCCUAAUGAUUGUUCAGGUAAUUCAUCUGAAACAGAGAUGAAAAGUGAGACUAAGAGGUUUUCUCAGCACCAGGUCCUUCAAGAUACUGGUGCAAGUUUCUCUAAUAAGCAUAGAAGGAACCAGUCUUUAUGGGGCUCUUUACCUUUAAUAACAACUCAAAAGGUGAAUGAUAACUUAAAAUCUGUCAGUUUGAACAUGGCCAAGAAAGAUGCCAGUGAAGUUAAAGACGGUGCAGAUAAAAGUUUCUUGGCCAGAAAUGAGGAAGAAAAAUGUUGUGAGGCUUUAUGCAAUGUGAGAACAGAUGUCAAUGAUUUAAAAGAAACAAGUACUUUAGUUGGAUGCUCUAUGCGGGACUUGAUGAGGAGAAAAAGAUGCCACCGGGUUGAGCCAUCUGAAUGUGUGAUUCAUACUAAAAAGGUUCUUUCAGAAAAGGAACUGAAAGAUGUUUCAUUUCUUCACCCAAAACAGUUUCAUGCAUUGCAGGACAAUGGGCAUCACAUGAGGCCUUCUCAGUCUCCCAACUUCUGGCCUUCAUCUACCCAUCAGCAAAUGGAUUUUCAAGAGGCUUGUGAUUUUAACUCUGACUAUUCUGCCUGUUCUAUGUAUGGUAAACUACCUAGUUUUUCCAGCACUGAUGGCUCAUUGCUCAUCAAUAUAUUGAAGGAUGUACAAUUUGAUCAUUGCGGGAGACGGGAUGAUGAGGUUGGCACAGAAGUAACUGCUGGAUCCAGAAACUUCACUAUUACAGGCCACUCUCAAAUGAACACUGGUACAAAAGAAUCACUGCAGCCUUUUAACACUGAGGUGCGAGAUUCUGCAGCUUCCAUGGUCGAUUUUGAAUUUUCUAAUCGCAAAGAGUAUGCUUGCAAACCUGAUCCUUCAACUGAUGUUCAGUUUUUGAAGUUUGAUACUGGUGAUAAACAUUUUGUUGAUGAGAGAUUGAAGCAAACUAAAGCAUCUGCUUCAAGCUGUUUGUCAAAUUCACCUUUUGAACAUGAAAUGGUAUGUCGAGAUGGGUACACUUGCAAAAGUGGCCGUGACUGCAGGACCUCCAUUGAGUGUUUGCCUGAAAUAUCUUCUGAGAAUCUUGAAGGUUGGGAUGGUGCUACUGGCACAACACUUUCACAAUUUAAGAAUUGUGGUGGUGGAGAUUGGGGAAAUGAUGCUGGCUUGUCUGGGACUCACAAUUUAGUAUCCACAGUUGUCAACAUGGAAGCAAAACCUGUGGAACUUAUUGGCAUGACCUUCCACCAGAAGCCUCCCACUGUAGACUGGACGGAUGGGACUUUUGAUAAUGCCUCGUUGUCACCUGCUAUCCCCAAUUGCUCUUCUCUUGAGAAUGAGGAAAGUUGUAAAGGGAAAUCAGUUCAAGGCACAAUUCUGGAUGAAUUCAUCCCAUUUUUUGUGGGGGACUGCCAGGAAGAGAAAAAAGUUUGGAACAAGUGCUAUAAUGACUUAAAUAAUCACCAAGAAGUUGGCAUGGGUGUGCCUACCCACUAUCAAAAUGAUGGCUCAUUCUUGUACUUGUUGACACCAGUAUUUUCACCUCCAUCUGCAGAUUGUGUUCAUAGAUGGCUGUUGCAUGAUGACACAGAUACCUCUGCUGAGCCUUUGCCUGUGGGGUCUGUGUCUCAUGUGAAACCUGUCCUGGAUCGACAGAAUCAUGAAAUUCAUGACAACCUCAAUGCAAAAAAGAAUGCUUUUCAUGAUGAGGUGCCAGAAAAAACACAGGUCAAAGGGAAUAUUAUGAAAGUAAAAAAAUGCACUAAUUGCUCACAGGAUAUCUCUCAGAUUUCAGGCCCAGAGGAGAAAUCAAAACCUACUCCUCUUAGUCAAAUUGGAUUUCGGGACCCGGCAAGUGUUGGUGGGGGACAGCAAGUAACAUUGUUAAGCAUAGAGAUUCAAGCAGAAUCUAGAGGAGAUCUCCGACCUGACCCUCGAUAUGAUGCCAUCAAUGUGAUUGUUCUUGUGAUUCAGGAAGAUGAUGAUUCUGCUCUUGAAGUUUUUGUGCUUUGUCGAAGUAAUAUUGAACCUUGUCAGAGAAAACUUGACGGAAUAUCUGGUUGCAAGGUGUUGGUUUCCUCUGAAGAGAAAUUCUUAUUUGACAACUUUAUUAAUAUUAUAUGUUCAUUUGAUCCAGAUAUUUUGAUUGGCUGGGAUAUUCAAGGUGGUUCCCUUGGUUUCUUGGCUGAAAGGGCUUCACAUCUUGGUAUAGGUUUACUUAAUAAAAUAUCUAGGACACCAUCUGAAACCAAGACAGCUUCUAGAAAUUUUGAAAUUCCUGAGAAAAGAGUAGCUGAUGAAAUGCUUCCUGAAAAUUUGGUUGAUGAUUCGGUUUUACUUGAAGAGGCAAUUAUUGAGGAUGAAUGGGGUCGGACUCAUGCAAGUGGUGUCCAUGUCGGUGGUAGAAUUGUCCUUAAUGUUUGGCGACUGAUGCGUGGUGAAAUUAAACUUAAUAUGUACACUGCUGAAUCUGUAGCAGAAGCUGUUUUGAGGCAAAAAAUUCCAUCAAUUCGUAAUAGAGUAUUGACUAAGUGGUUUUCAAGUGGUCCUGGAAGGGCAAGAUAUCGUAGUAUUGAAUAUGUCAUACGGAGAGCAAAGCUGAAUUUUGAGAUAAUGAACCAACUUGACAUGAUAAACCGGACAUCGGAGCUUGCUCGUGUGUUUGGAAUUGAUUUUUUUUCUGUUCUCUCCCGAGGUUCGCAGUACCGUGUUGAAUCAAUGUUUCUAAGACUGGCACAUACUCAGAACUUCCUUGCGAUUUCUCCUGGGCCCCAACAGGUUGCUACUCAACCUGCUAUGGAGUGCCUGCCUCUUGUAAUGGAGCCAGAAUCUGGUUUUUAUGCCGAUCCAGUAGUGGUUUUGGAUUUUCAGUCUCUUUAUCCAUCUAUGAUAAUUGCAUACAACCUCUGCUAUUCUACAUGCCUUGGAAAAGUUGCACCUUCAAAGGCAGAUGUACUUGGUGUUAGCAUAUAUUCACCAGAUCCGCAUGCUUUACAUGAUUUAAAAGAUCAAAUACUGCUCACUCCAAAUGGUGUUAUGUAUGUGCCUUCAAAGGCACGUAAAGGCGUGCUGCCUCGUUUGUUGGAAGAAAUAUUGUCAACUAGAAUAAUGGUGAAAAAAGCAAUGAAGAAGUUGGUUCCUUCCCAGCAGGUUCUUCAAAGGAUAUUUAAUGCAAGACAGCUUGCUUUGAAGCUGAUAGCAAAUGUAACAUAUGGUUAUACAGCUGCUGGAUAUAGUGGUCGUAUGCCUUGUGCAGAGCUUGCAGACAGCAUUGUUCAAUGUGGCCGUAGGACACUGGAAAAUGCUAUUUCACUUGUAAAUACACAUGAUAAAUGGAAAGCUAAAGUUAUUUAUGGUGAUACUGACAGCAUGUUUGUCCUCCUUAAAGGCCGCACUGUCAAAGAAUCUUUCCAAAUUGGACAUGAGAUUGCGUCUGCAGUAACUGCAAUGAACCCUAAUCCAGUUACAUUGAAAAUGGAGAAAGUCUAUCAUCCUUGCUUCCUUCUUACCAAGAAACGUUACGUUGGUUACAGUUAUGAGAGCCCUGAUCAAAUUGAACCCACCUUUGAUGCUAAAGGUAUUGAGACAGUACGUAGAGACACAUGUGGCGCUGUUGCUAAGACAAUGGAGCAAUCCCUGAUACUUUUUUUUGAACAUCAAGACAUUUCCAAGGUUAAAGUAUACUUGCAGAGACAGUGGAAAAGGAUUCUAUCUGGUAGGGUGUCUCUUCAGGAUUUUGUUUUUGCAAAGGAGGUUCGCUUAGGUACAUACAGUUCGAGAGCUUCAUCACUCCCACCGGCGGCAAUUGUGGCCACUAAAGCAAUGAGAGGCGAUCCCAGGGCUGAACCAUGCUAUGCGGAGAGAGUACCUUAUGUUGUAAUCCACGGGGAGCCUGGAGCUCGCCUGGUUGAUUUGGUUGUGGAUCCACUGGAUCUUUUGGCAAUCGAUUCUCCCUACAGAUUAAAUGAUCAAUACUACAUCAACAAGCAGAUAAUACCAGCUUUGCAAAGGGUAUUUGGACUUGUUGGAGCUGAUUUGUACCAGUGGUUUUCAGAGAUGCCUCGCCCAGUUAGGGAAGCUUAUGCUAAACACAAGUCUCAUGCUCCAAAUCCAUACCGGACCAGAAUUGAUUUUUACUAUCUCUCAAAACACUGUAUCCUAUGUGGUGAGCUUUCCCCGGCAUCAGCCCAUAUAUGCGAUAAAUGUUCUAAAGAUGGAACUGCUGUUGCUGCAGCUGUGAUUGGAAGAACUGCAAAAUUAGAGAGAGAUAUUCAACACCUUGCAGCUAUAUGCCGACAUUGCGGAGGUGGAGAUUGGAUCGUGGAAAGCGGGGUGAAGUGCACAUCACUUGCCUGCUCAGUGUUCUAUGAGAGACGGAAAGUUCAGAAAGACCUGCAGGGUCUGUCUUCUGUUGCUACAGAAGCAGGCUUUUACCCCAAGUGUAUGGUUGAGUGGUUCUGAUUAGUGAUUAUCAUCUUCUCUUGCUUGAACCCCAGUGGGGAAUUAAAAUAAACACCAGAUUCAUGCUGGAACUCAGAAGAAGGUCAGCCUCCUGAUUUUAGGACUAACCAAGCAAAAGACAUCAUCCUUUUUCCUAUUUUUGUUGUAUAUUAUUCUCAGAAUAUUAGAAUCGAUAGAUUACAUGUACAGGUUUGUGAUGGUGAACCAAUAAUAUUUGAUUGUUCUAUCCAAUGAAAGUAUACAAUGAAAUCUAGUUCAUUGGUGCA